CUCCAGCAAAAUCCUAUUCAGCAGUGCACACAUAUAGGGAGUAUUGUCUGAAUCGUGGUUUAUUUCUUUAAUCGUCUUGCAGUUUCAACUUGCUGUUAAACCUUGGAUUGGUAAUUUUCUAAUUUUUUUUUAAAUUUUAUUUUAAACCCUUACUGGAUUUUAAUAGGGUUAGAACUGCAGACCACACAUUUUUGGUGAUGGCUGACCCAAUGAUGAUGCCAAUGAUGCAUAGCGGACAUCCAAAUUAUAGGAUGGGCAUGACUGCCAUGCAGGCACCACCACCUCCUCACCCUUCCAGGUCAAUGCCCCCUAGUCAGAUGAUGCAGUAUGGGCCUACUCAUGCAGAUGUUAAUAUGAGGGCACGAGCGGGCAUGCACCACCAACAUAUGCCAGGCCCCAUGAUGUAUCCUGGACAGUCACAAUCCUAUGGGAGUGCUCAACAGCUUAUGGCGACAAUGCAUCUCCAGAAGCUUAGCACACAAUAUCAAGGACAUCCAAUGAUGAACAACCCUGGACUGGCACAGGGGCACACAGCCUACAGGAUGACUCCUGGUCACCACCACCACCACCAGCACAUGCCUACACUUAAUGUUACGGACGCAGACCUGGUAGAUGAGGAUGUGUUGACAUCUUUAGUGUUGGAGUUGGGGUUGGACCGUAUUGAGGAAUUGCCAGAGCUUUAUUUGGGACACAAUGAGGUAGACUUUAUCUUGGACUUUGUGAGCAAACAACAGACAAACACAGUGACCUGCUAAAUAAUUUAUCCCUAGACAAUCGUCUGAACUCCAGUUGCACUCUCUGAGUUUGCCACAAGCCAAUUGUGCGUCUCUCUUAUGGACCUUGUAUUGUGUGAUGUGGCUUACUGGUGACUUCCUGGCAGCUAAUGGUCUGUCACAACGUGGGCCUCUUUUGCACUUCAGAGUUAGAUUUAGGACAUUUUAAUAGAAAUUACAGAUUAAAAUCUAAAAUUGUUAAUAUACAGAAUAGAUUUAUAUAACCUUCAUUCAUCAAAAAAACAAAACAAACCAAGAAUGACAGUAAUGUAGACAAGUGUAUGAUUUACCAGUGUACACGUUAAAGACAUAAUAUAGUAGUUAACAUAAGGAAGGGCAAUAAUUACGUGAAGGUUUUAGAUUCAAGAGCUGGUACCCCAGAUACCUAAUGCAAGGAAAGAGGUAACAUAAUUCAAUGGAAUAUCAAAGGAGGCUGGUUGUGAGAUUUUGCAGCUAUUUAUAGCAGCUAGUUUUGAUGGAUACAGUUAGUGGUUCUUUCUUGAUUCCAAAUUCAAUUUUUCUUCAUGCCUGGAACUGCAGUCACUUGACAUGAAUGGCAGUUGUCUGGCAGCCAUAUUUUUUAAGGGCAAAACAAAUCUGACUUGAUUCACUAACUAUUAAACUAAUUUGUACUCACACAGAUUGAUUUUAAUUGGUAUAUUCUGGCAAUGUGUUUUUUUUUGUAAGUCUCUGGUUUGCUUAAGUCACAGAUGGGUAUGAGCCACACAUGCACUGUAAUAAUUGUAAAUAAUGAUGGGAAUAUAGAGCAUUACUUUAAUAUAUUUGUUUAUAGGUAUUUGACGCUCUUUUCAUUAUUCUAGGGCUGGCCCCUCUCACCUGUUGUGAAUCCACUUUUGUAAAAUCAGAUGGUCUCUUAAUGAAUAAAACCUAAGGUUUUGGAUGCAAUUUUGUGGGGCAGGGGGGGAAUAAAUAAAUAAAAUAUGCAGAAGGA
This is a messenger RNA of Bombina bombina (fire-bellied toad), 1725 nucleotides long. RefSeq names its product cbp/p300-interacting transactivator 3. Bases 198 to 755 code for a protein of 185 amino acids. Gene Ontology annotation, cellular component: nucleus. The record is from RefSeq and is a predicted model, not a curated record. The transcript is spliced from 2 exons. NCBI's taxonomy places the organism in Eukaryota, Metazoa, Chordata, Amphibia, Anura, Bombinatoridae. Gene Ontology annotation, biological process: regulation of DNA-templated transcription.